Orbilia oligospora ATCC 24927 is the source of this 1320-nucleotide messenger RNA. RefSeq lists its product as uncharacterized. Gene Ontology annotation, molecular function: zinc ion binding; metallocarboxypeptidase activity. Gene Ontology annotation, biological process: proteolysis. The record is from RefSeq and is a predicted model, not a curated record. The transcript has 3 exons. The coding region runs from base 1 to 1320 and encodes 439 amino acids. NCBI's taxonomy places the organism in Eukaryota, Fungi, Ascomycota, Orbiliomycetes, Orbiliales, Orbiliaceae.
AUGUACUUUUCCAAGACACAGAUCUUAGCUAUCCUUGCAUUCACAGGCGCCGUUGCGGCCUCGCCUGUUGCAUCCGUCAAGAAGGUUAACCACAGCGGUACUCGUGUUGUUCGGUUACAAACACACACCGAAGAAGAUAUUGCUGUCAUCAAGUCGCUUGUUGACAAUCUGUAUCUCGAUACCUGGACCCAUGGUUAUAAUGUCAAUAGCCAUGUAGACGUGGCUAUUCCACCGAGUGCUCAAUCGGAGUUCGAUAGAAUUUCGAAAAAAGCCGGGUUGAACAUUGAGGUUAUGCACGAGGAUCUUGGAGCUUCGAUUGAAGCGGAGUCCCCAGUCACUGUUUCGCAGGCUUCUUCGAGCAGAUUGGCCCUCCAGGCUGCCAAUGCUCCUGAUCCAAACUGGUUCACGGCGUAUCAUGCAUACGGUUACCACCAAACUUACCUUUACAACCUGGCCACCUCGUACCCAAACAACGCAGAAAUCGUGGUUGCGGGUCAAUCUACGGAAGGUAGAGAAAUCGUUGGCAUUCACAUCUGGGGCAAGCAGAAGGGCAAGACCGCUAUUGUGCUUCACAGCAAUGUCCAUGCGCGAGAAUGGAUUACCUCGAAAGUUACCGAGUAUUUUGCCACUAAGCUUCUCCAAGCUGGUACCGUUAGCAAUGCAACUGCUGCGAUUUCUUCGAUGCUUGACAGUUACGACUACUUCAUUUUCCCAGUCGUCAACCCAGACGGAUUCGUCUACAGCCAAACUACAGACAGAAUGUGGCGAAAGAACCGCUUGAGACUUAGUUCCAAUUCUUGCAUUGGAACUGACGUUAACAGAAACUGGGAUUACAAGUGGAGCUCUUCUGGUGGUGCAUCGACCAACCCAUGUGCCCAAGAUUUCAAGGGUCUUGGUGCCGGUGACACAGCCGAAUACAAGGGCCUCUCGGGAUUCCUUAAAGACUUGGUUAACACAGUGGGCGUGAAGUUGUUCAUUGAUUACCACUCGUACUCUCAGUUGAUUUUGUCGCCAUGGGGUUAUACAUGCAAUACCCCUGCGCCAGAUGAAGCUGAGCAUCUCCGCGUUAUGAAGAUCUGGGAAGCGGGUAUGCGCAGACGAUACAAGACAUCGUUCACAUACGGACCGUCUUGCACUACGAUCUACCCUACCACUGGUGAUUCAACUGAUUACACUUACGGAGCCUUGAACAUCAUCCACUCCUACUCCGUUGAGCUCAGAGAUACUGGCCGAUAUGGCUUCGUCCUUCCUGCGAACCAGAUCAUUCCAAGCGGUGAGGAGGCCUUUGACGGUUUCCAGGAUCUUGUUCAUGCAUUAUAA